CACAAAUCUCCCAUGUUUUCUCUCUGGUUUCCUAUCGUUUCAGACACUUUUUCUCAGAUAAUUUCUUCCUUAAUUCACGUCUCAGACUAUUUCUUCAAAAACCCAUUUCUCUUUCCAGAUAAAAUCCAUAACCCAAUUCCCAGAUUUUGCUCUACCGACCAUUUUGCGUGUCCAAAUAGAAAAAAAAAAGGAAAAUUUUUUUUUUCUCAGUGAUUUUGACGUUUUAAAUUUUUUUUAGCAUAUUUGUUUGACCAAACUUGUCAUCAUGUCGGCGCGUCCUUUUGUUGAUUGAUUUUGUUAUCAAGUUCCAAACUUUGAUGGUUUGGAAUGAAGUGGGAUAUGAGAGUUUCUGCAUGUGAAACAGCAUUUGAAUUAUGGGUACGCAUUAAAAUCCAGAAUCAUUGUUAUGAUACAGCAGAGAAUUAAUAAACAAGAUGCAUACUUUUAUCUUCUAAAAGGUGCUUGAGUUUUAGUGAGUGUUUGCUAAAACUAGCCAAAGAUUUGUCAAUAAAAAUGGAGUCCAAAGAACGGAUGCCAAGUGUUAUUGCAAGAUUGAUGGGCCUUGAUGAACUUCCACCUCAGCAGCCUGUUCAAAAACAACAAAGAGUGCUUUCUGAGUAUUAUUUACAGAGGGUUGCUUCUAUAGGUGUCCGGAAGAAGCGUUCAUACCAUGAGCGUGCUUCCUUUAGAAUAAGCAGUGAAGAGCAGAAGGAAUUAGGUUACAACUUUAGAGUAGUGGAAACAUUAAAUAGAUGUAAGCAACAUAACCAGUCGGUUGAAGACGGGAAAAUCAGCUCAAGUUCAUCAGAAGAAAAAAUGGCUUUCAUAAGGCAGAAUUUUUCAGAUGCAAAAUGCAUUUCAGUGGAUAAGUCGUCACAUAGUGUUCUUCCUCACUCGCAAUCAGAGCAUCAUACAGUCUCAAAGUCAUCACAUACUUCUUGCGGUAGCAAUAUUGACAAAUGUGGGAAAUUUGGGAGGACAACAGUACAAGGGAAUGUUAAAUUGCAGCAGAAACCUAAGAAUGGCCUUGUUAGAAAUUUGCAUGGAGAACUUGGUCUUGAUAAUAUAUGCAAGUAUUCUAGAUCACAAUUGGAGUCAAAUGGUGAAGCAUGCCAUCUGCCCACAGCAAUUGUUAUUUUGAAACCAAACCAUGGCAAUCCAGAGAAUUCACAAUGUUUUGCUUCACCUAGCUCAUAUGAAGGUUCUCUUUUGGGUGAUGAGGAGUUAAAAGAUUCUCCUUUUCUUGAAAAUGGGAAAUUAGACGUUGAAGUCAGAGAGAGGAAGAACUUGGCGAAUGACAUGGAACCUACAAGGCGACGACCUAGAGUUUCAAGAGAGAUUUCAGAAGAAGUUACUAGACAAACAAGGCAUGGCACAAUUGGGAUUUCAACAAAGGUAUCAAGGUCAGGAUUGAGAAUUGAUGGCACUGUUGCUAAAGAGUCUGAGUUGAAGAUGCCUUCAAAUUUCUCUCAUUGGAAGAACCAAUACAAGUCCUCAUUUUCCCCUUCGCGUGGGUCAUAUGUCACCAGGGAAGCAACUAGGAAAAUCUCCGAACGAUGGAAGAUGAAUAAGAAGUUUCAGAAAGAUGGACUGGCUGGGAGAGUAAGUACUCUGGGUGAAUUGCUUGCUAUGCCUGAUCAUGAAACUGGGGCAAGAAAUGUUGAUUACAAGCCUGUCAAGCAUGGGCUGAGCAAUCAAACUGGUGCAAAUGAUGGACAUGUGAACUCCGGUGGUCCUUUAGGCAUUAGCAGCAGGGAUGGUUUGAAGGAUGGGUCUAUCAGAAACUUACCAAAGUCUAGAUCUCUUUCUGCAUCUUCAUCUGCCAUGGAGAGUCCUAGAAUUAGGACUAGAUAUGAUGGUCUUCAAAGUGAAUGGAAUUUGAGCUUGGAAGGGUCUGUUUGUUGGGCACAGCACAAGUCAAGGAAGCAAAAUUUAAACCAGAAAAAUGGUCUAAAAUGUGGAAACUUAUUCAGCUAUGAGAAAUCCCAUUCUUUUUCCUGCUUGGAUUUGGAAAAUAAUCAUACUGUAGAUGAGGUGAAAAUCAAACUUCAGAAGGAUCUAUCUGAUAAGAAUUUUAUGGGUCCUCAGUCAUCAACUACCAGUUUUUCUUACUCUGAUUUGGAAAAUAAUCACAUUGUACAAGAUAAAUGGUUGGUGGAAGGUGAGCUAAAGAUCAAUGUUGACAAUAUCAAUAUGUGUGAACAGAAUGUUUCACUUCCUAAGCCAUCAGUUUGUAGUUUUGCCUCAGUAAGCAUGGUAACUGAUGUGGUGGCUGAUGCGAAGAUUAAGUUUGUGGGCAGGCCUACUGGAAAUUCUAAGGAAGAGCUGAUUGAGCCAACAACUUUCAUCCUAGAGACAAAUUCUGAUUCUUCUAGUCUUGCCUCAGAUACUUCAAUUCAACAGGAAACAUAUGCUGGAUUCCAUGAAGAAGGAUCUGUUUUCUCACGGUGUUCUGGCACAGAGCCAGAAUCCAUAUUAAGCUUGGGGGAGGCUAAUCAUCCUAGUCCAGUUUCAGUUCUGGAAGCACCUUAUAAAGAAGAGCUUUCAUCUGGUUCUGAAUGCUUAGGAAGUGUCAGCACUGACAUUAGUGAUAUCUCAGAAACUCUCUCAGAGGCAGCUAGAAUGAUUGUUUCAAGUGAUGAAGAUUCUGAUGAAGGAUCUGCAGAUGACCUUAAAGAAAAUGAAGAUUUGAUGAGCUUGUUUGGUGUUGAAGAAAGCAGGGAUUUCUCCUACCUUGUUGAUGUAUUAACUGAGGCAGGUUUUCAUGGUGAGCUUCUGUAUAUGGACUUUGGUGCCUGGCACUCUUCAGAAUGCCCAAUAAGCCUUUCAGUUUUUGAGACCCUAGAGAAAAGGUUUGGUGAGCAGUCUUCCUGGAAGAGGUCAGAAAGGAGGCUUCUCUUUGACCGAAUAAAUUCAGGGCUGUUGGAGAUUCUCCAGCCAUGCAUGGGCGUGCCCUCAUGGGCAAGGCCUGUGUCUAAAAUAUUUAAACCAAAGAUGAGCCAGGACAUGAUUGAGGAAGAGUUAUGGAUGUUGCUGGUCAGCCAAGAAAAGGAAGUGAGCAAGGAUUCAGCAAUGAAUAUGCUGGGAAAGGAACUAGGAUCUAUAGAUUUAGGAGAUGAUAUCGAUUUUUUAGGUAGAGAAAUAGAGAGAUUAUUGCUUGAGGAGCUUGUAACAGAGGUUUUUAGCACUGUCAUUUCUUGAGCAGUAGUGUUUUGUUUUUGGCGGAUAUCUAUAUUGAAAUAUGAGAACUUUUCAGAAAAAAAAAAAAAAAAAAAAUGUAUAUAGCAAUCAUUUUGAUCUGAGUGACAAAGUGUGAAGAGGAUUUAGGUAUAGAUUCAUUUUGUUCAUACAUGAGUGUAUUGAAAUUUUCAAGGUCUUGUAUUUCUGAUGGAUUUUCAAACCAUCAUGAUAUUGUUUUUGUUUAUUUAUUUAUUUAGGUAUUGAAGUUUCAAAAUGUCUCAUAAGUGCAGUAAUCUUA
This is a messenger RNA of Quercus robur (English oak), 3478 nucleotides long. RefSeq lists its product as uncharacterized. The coding region runs from base 514 to 3201 and encodes 895 amino acids. The transcript is spliced from 4 exons. NCBI's taxonomy places the organism in Eukaryota, Viridiplantae, Streptophyta, Magnoliopsida, Fagales, Fagaceae. The record is from RefSeq and is a predicted model, not a curated record.